CCUCUCUCCAGGCACACAGUGUUGCUCUCACAGGUUGACAGUAAACUGAGGCUGUUCUGAAGAUGGGAGGGACUGACUGACUAUUCCACUUACCUGGCAGUCUGACUAAGUAGUCUUACCUACUAUCAACCCUAACACCCGGGUUGGACUGACCCAGUGGGGUGGGGGGGGGCAGAAAGCUGAACCUGCGUUGAGGCUGAAGUGGCUUCGACAGGCUGAGCCCUUUGUGACGAAGACACUCCAGCAGGCGCCAGCGCCAGCUGAGGUCUGCCGCUUCAUUUUCCAAGGCUUUGUUCUCCAAGACACCCUAACUCCAUUUUAAGCUGUAGCGGUGAAACUUGUUUUGCAUCAACCAUCAAGCUUUGCAUUUGGAGGCAUAGUUUGGAUGCACUUGGAAAAAGGCCAGAAUUGGACCAAGCCCUUAUUUGCGCUUUAUCAAGAUAUCGGUCGUUUUGUUUACCUUCUGUGGAACCUCUUUGCUCAUGGGACUGUGUCAGUUGUUUUUGACAACCAGCGAUGGCGUACAUCUUCAGCGAAGUCCCUUGAUCGAGUAUCAGGUUCUAUUGGCAUGACCCAUCUAGGUAAGGCCACACCAAACCUGUGGGGUAAUAGACACUUCAUGUAAUCAGCUCCGCGCUUGGGUUAGUGUGAGGUUACAGGGCCAGAACUGCUGACAUCCAAUUGUACCCUACGCACAAACCCACUGGGUCUGAUGGUGACGUCUCUGAAGCUCAAUCAAUCCAAAAUAGGGGAGCUGCCACAAGUGGCUGCACAGUCAUUGCUUCUUAAAUAAUGAAUCAUUUAAAUAGAUAGAGGGAGGAAAGCAAUGGAGUCUUCUCUCCCUCUGCCACCACCUGUCACUCCGAUCACUGGUGGGGAAAAACCUCGAGUUAAAAAAUAAAAGCUACAUUGAAGACAUCUGACCAGAUGUUGAAAAGAAACAGAGACAUAAGAAGCUUGAGAAAGGAAAGUAAUUCCAGAAAAGGACAGUGAGUGACUCAAAUUCAGGAUUGUGAAAGGCCCAGACAGAGCAGGCAGGUAUAGCAAAGGAGUGGGCCUUGAAGUGGGAAAGAAGACUUAGACAAGGGCAAAGGUCAGUUUCAGGUGGUCAGAAGACAUCAAGAGCAGCCAUCAUGGUCAACACAGGCAUGCAAUUGAUCAGCUUCACCUGUGCGGUAACAGGUUGGGUCAUGGCCAUCGCUGUGACGGCCUUGCCUCAGUGGAAGGUGUCUGCCUUCAUCGGCAGCAACAUCCUCACCUCCGAGAUCAAGUGGGAGGGCAUCUGGAUGAACUGCAUCUACCAGGCCACGGGCCACAUGCAGUGCAAGACCUACGACUCCAUUCUGGCUCUGCCCCCGGACCUCCAGGCAGCUCGUGCCCUCAUGUGUGUGGCAAUUUUCCUGGGCUGGCUGUCCUGCACCGUGUCCUGCUGUGGAAUGAAAUGCACCACGUGCGCUGGUGACGACCGCCGGGCCAAGGCAGGCAUCGCCCUCUCCGGCGGCGUGCUAUUCAUCCUGACGGGCCUGUGCGUGCUGGUGCCCGUCUCCUGGACCGCCAACACGGUGGUCCAGGACUUCUACAACCCCAAAGUGCCUGUCAUGUACAAGCGAGAGCUGGGCCAGGCGAUCUACCUGGGCUGGGCAUCUGCGGUUAUUCUGAUGAUCAGCGGGGCCGUGCUGAGCAGCACCUGCCCCCAUAUCGAGAGCGGAGGAGGGGAGUACCGCCGGGGGUACAUGGGCCGGAGCUUUCCUAACACGCGCCCCUCCCCCCUCGCACCUGAUCCUCCGAAACCGAUCACCUCCAACAGCGUGCCCCUAAAGGAAUACGUGUAGUCCAGAGCAAAGAUGGGAAAAAGAAUGUCAACAGGGUUGGAGUAUGGGAAGGCGCAAGGUUGAGAACGAGAAGAGGAAGUAGAAGGCUGGAGAAGGAAAAACUGUGACUGACUGUAGUGGAGGUGAGGUGUUGUGACUUGGAAGGUUUUUGAAGAUGUGACGCAUUAGUUUUGAAACUCUGCCGUUCUCUCGCGUUCUUCUACUGUGAUGCAUUUUGAUGUACUGUAAAUAUUUAUUUCAAAUGUAUUUUGUCACGGCCUCAAUUGUUUAUUUUUUAUAUAUAUAUAUAUAAUUGAGGCUGUUUCCAUAAUGCCUAUCAUUAUCCGCCUCAUGUAUUCCCUUGACUUCAUUACACAUUUAUUACACUGAGAUAUUUGGUAUUAGUGCGUGGACAGAUCACAAUAUUCUGCCUGGAAGACACGACAUCAAUCACCAUAAACACCUUUUAAAAUAUUAUGGUUUUGUGACUUGUGGUGUGAAGAUUGGAGUGAUUUUCUUUCACAAUUCUUCUCAGAUGACUAUUAAAUCUGUGAAAUAAUUCAGUCUCGGCACUACUUCAUUGACUUUGAAUAAGUCAAAAUUGUAAACUGUUUAUUCCAAGGGUAUUUUAGUAAGUUUGAACUUUUUCCUUCCAUAUGUUUUAGUUCAUGACAAACUGAUGGUGUUUUGAAGUUUGCCCAGAAUAUUGAAGGUGUCGUGCUCAAUGUUCAGCUGUGCACAACUCCAAACAGAAAGUGUUCCCUUUGCACAUAGUGAUGGAUCAAUCUAGACCUCUUACAGGCUGUUUGGAAUUCCUGUCAAAUUAAUUAUAUCUUUCAGGGCAGCAAGGGCAAACCAUGUGAGGUGAGGUGAGGUGAGGGAAAGGGGCAGCCAUCCUGAAUAAACCAGAUAGUUGGAGAAAGAAAAACAUGUUAAAAUGUUAUAUUUAUCAUUUAAUUGUUUUUCCACAGAAUUUAUUUUCGCUUCGUCAGAAGUUCUACUAUUCUAGCUCAUGAGCUGUCCUAAACAGUUAAAUUACCAGCAGAUGUCUUGAUCAAUAAUCCAGUGAGUCAGUGGUUCCUGUGCCACAUGCAAUUGCUUUGGAGUUGUUUGUGUUUUCUAAUUCUAUAUCUUCAAUCCAUAAAUAAUCUAGAUCUACAGUAUAUGCAACAGUAUCUCUUGUGCCUCUACCAAUGAUUUCAGAUGAUAUGCCUAAAUACUUAUAACAUAGGUUAAUAAAUAAAUGUAUUUCCAUUAUUGAAUUACAUUGUUAUUUCAAGUUAUCCCUUUGGAGUGCAAUACCACGUAUUUUAUUUUUAUUUUUUAAAGAUGCCCAAAUUGGGCACUUGAAGGAAUCUAGGAAUUAUGUUGCCUUUGAUUGUGUUCGAUAACAAUUUUAUAGACCUUUCACGAGUUGUAUGAAUCAUUAUUGGCAAGUGACUUGAGGCCGACUGUGCCGAAGCGAAUUCGUUUUUAGAACGGGAGUGACGAGUGUUUUGAUAUAACUGCAAUAUUGUCAAAAUGAUGAUUUUAACAACCAUCAGAAUUGGUUAAAAAAAAAAAGUUAUGCAUGCCAAUAUAUUAGGCGAUAAGAGAAAUUG
This is a messenger RNA of Oncorhynchus tshawytscha (Chinook salmon), 3412 nucleotides long. Its product is annotated as claudin-7-like. The coding region runs from base 1134 to 1832 and encodes 232 amino acids. Gene Ontology annotation, molecular function: structural molecule activity. Lineage: Eukaryota; Metazoa; Chordata; Actinopteri; Salmoniformes; Salmonidae. The record is from RefSeq and is a predicted model, not a curated record. The transcript has a single exon. Gene Ontology annotation, cellular component: bicellular tight junction; plasma membrane. Gene Ontology annotation, biological process: bicellular tight junction assembly; cell adhesion.